AAUCAUAAGCAUAAUAAGGAUCAAUUCAGACGAAGUUUGCAUAGCUGCAUAACCAUAUUCAUAAAGAAAUGAACCAAUCACAUAUCUAAUAAGAAAAGUGCUACACAAAUGUAUCUUUAUAUGUGUACGCAUAUGCAGUGUCGUAAAAAAAACGUUCAAUCGUCAUUGUAGAAUAAAUAUUAUCAAAUUGACAUAUAUAUAUUCCGUGGAUUUGUAAUAUUAUAUUGUGCAAUCCGUGUUACUCGACAUAUCCUCUGAAAAAUCUAAAAAUUGAAAUAUGGAAGCUGAAGAAUUAUGUGCUUUGUCAUGUUUGAGUUAUAUGUUAUACAGACGUCGUCGAUAUCGUCUAUUAAAAAAACAUAAGAGAAGAUGGUAGUGUCGUCCAAUUAAUACAUUAAGAUUUUAUCAAGGAGAUUUUGACCACCUCUUUCAAAAAUUGAAACAAGAUUCAGAUAUGUUUUUUAAAUAUACACGAAUGAAUGAAGAUACUUUUAAUUUAUUAUUAAGCAAGAUUGUAUCAUAUUUAAAAAAAUCUAAUUGGCGAGCCUUGUCUCCAGAGCAGCGUUUGAUUAUUACACUCAGGUUUCUUGCAACAGGUGACCAAAUGACAUCAAUAGCAUUAGCAUAUCGCAUUGGAUUAUCAACUGCUCAUUCCGUAGUUAAGGAAACAUGCGAAAUAAUUUCAAACGUACUUAGUACUGAAUAUCUUAAUCCACCAACAUUGAAUGAGUGGAAAAAUAUAAGCACGGGCUUUUGGCAACGGUGGAAUUUUCCAAACACAAUUGGUGCAAUGGAUGGAAAGCACAUCCAGAUACAAGCACCACCAAAAUCUGGGAGCUUAUAUUUUAAUUAUAAGAAGACUUUUAGCUUAGUACUCAUGGCUAUAUGUGAUCGAAUAAAUAUUGUAUCCAGUACUAUUUUUACUUUUUUAUUUCUGUAUCAAAAGUACAAAAAUAUACAUAUCUAUGUGCUGAAUUACAUAUAUAAUUAAUGUAAAACAAGUGGCAACAAUGCAUAUAAAUUAAUAUCACUUUUACUUUGGUUUUGAUUAUAAUGAAAUGUAAAAAUUUUAAUACAUUUGAACAAAAUAAUAUUUGUUAUCAUAGAACACGUUAAUACGUCUUAAAGUUAUAAAUAAAAGUUUAUUUUCAAGCAAACAAAAAUUUUAUGCUUAUUUUAUUUGUAAUAGAAAAUAAAAUUAAAAAGAAAAUAAA
Molecule: messenger RNA, 1214 nt
Organism: Solenopsis invicta (red fire ant)
Lineage: Eukaryota; Metazoa; Arthropoda; Insecta; Hymenoptera; Formicidae
Exons: 2
Coding region: 455-991 (178 amino acids)
Source: RefSeq, a predicted model, not a curated record